AUGGGGCGCUGGAUCGAUUUUCGCAAUGACUACAAAACCCUUUAUCCGUGGUUCAUGGAAAGUGUUUGGUGGGCAUUCAGUGAACUCGUCAAGAAAGGCCUCGUCUACAGAGGAGUCAAGGUGCGAUUGAUACUCAAUCAGGAAAUUGCUUAUGAUCCAACAAAUGGACUGGAAUACGUUGUGUUGGAGGAACGCCUGUUUGAGUUGAAAAAUGAUAACUUAGAGGUUUUAGAAAAGGUCAAAGGUCGCUCUUUCGAGGGAAAAACAUACGAGCCAUUGUUCCCAUAUUUCACAUACAUGAAGGCCGAAAUGAAUGCAUUCCGUGUUCUUUGCAACACGUUUGUCACCACUGAUCAGGGUACUGGUAUUGUGCAUCAAGCUCCAUAUUUUGGAGAGGUUGAUUACCAAAACUGUCUCGAAAAUGGAAUAAUAACAAAGGACAUGAAGAUUAUAUGCCCUGUGGAUGAAAGUGGCCGGUUUACUGACGAAGUGAGCGAUUUCGCAGGGAUGUAUGUGAAAGAUGCUGAUAAACCGAUUUGCAAAAGGUUGAAGGAGAGCGGGAAUCUAAUCAAGCAAGGAGAGGUGAAGCACUCUUAUCCCUUCUGCUGGCGAUCGGACACUCCGCUGUUAUAUAAAGCUGUUCCAUCGUGGUUUAUUCGUGUAGAACAAAUUGUGCCUAAACUUCUCGCUAAUAAUGAACAGACCUACUGGGUUCCAAAUUUUGUAAAGGAGAAACGAUUUGCGAACUGGUUACGUGAUGCGCGAGAUUGGGCUGUAUCUCGUAAUCGUUUCUGGGGAACUCCAAUCAAUUUGUGGGUCAGCGACGAUUUGGAGGAAAUCGUGUGUCCGUCGAGUAUUGCUGAACUUGAGCGGCUCACUGGAACUAAAAUUACUGAUAUCCAUCGAGAGAGUGUCGACCACCUCACUAUCCCUUCCAAGACUGGUCGGGGAGUUCUUAAACGAGUUGAUGUCGACUGA
This is a messenger RNA of Ostertagia ostertagi, 978 nucleotides long. Lineage: Eukaryota; Metazoa; Nematoda; Chromadorea; Rhabditida; Trichostrongylidae. The record is from the annotation of a GenBank genome assembly.